AUGGCACCUUCUGCAGGGCACCUGUUACUUCCCAAGAUUUGGAGAGUAGCAAGAUUUGCAUAUGAAAGGGCCUCAAAAGCCAUACUUUCAAAAUUACCCGAGCCUAUAAGUUACAACACACUGCGAUAUCAACCGAUCUAUGCUCGUAUCAACCCUCGUCAGCCAAUCAGUCGUGCCGCUGCCAUUCGUCAGAGCCGUAGUCGCCACUUCUCGACUCGUGCUGCCGGUGCCUUUACUUCUGCGAGUCGAUUAGGACCUGGGGCAGAUGCCAUUUCUCGCAACGCAUCUCGUAUUGCAUCUAACAUCGGUCGUUUGGGCAGCCGCGCGCCUUUCGCUUCUACCCUUCGUCCAAAUUUGACCGGUGGGACCCUCGGCCGAACUGCAGGAGGAUACGCUAUUGGUGCUGGCCGUUUCGGUGGAGCUCGAUAUUUCUCACAUGGGUCUGUAGCGCCAGCACAAGUCAUCCAGAAUGUGUCCCAAGGGAUCCGUGCUUUCUUUUUAUCGGGGCAGAAAGUGCGAUUCGACGGUGUCGAUCCUCGCACCGGAGAGAAGCGGUACAAGGCCGUCAGCACGCUGCAGGACCAAGCCGAGCGGGAAAUGAAUGUCAAGCCCCACAGUGCACCCGGCUCAUACAUUGAGUUCCAUGUCUCUCCGACCAUUACUGCACUCGGUGCUAUUGGUAGUUUCGCCAAGCAGGACGGCUCCGCCUCGUGCAUGACUCUGAACUCCGAGGGUCUCAUGGAUCUGCUUUCUGCCGACUUUGCUCGUGCGCUGAAGGAUUUUUCUGCGGUCAUGAACGAUCUCAAGCGGCUCUCAUCUCUCGGCGAUCUUCCGAUCUUACUACACAACCGAUCAACCAUACGGGUGCGUUUUCCAGGGUGUGAUGCAGAAACCGUGGAGCGGCUGUGUAUUGAAGCCGGGAUCCAGCGAGGCCGAAUCAUACAAGACGAGGGAUUUGACCUUUACACUGGUGUCGAUUUGGCUCUCCUGUUUCCUUUCGCCCCAAGCAUUGGCUCUUCCUCUAUCGAUUGUUACUUUGAAAAGGUCUCCGGGUCCCAAGCUCAAUAUCCAGCGCAUGUUGACUGGCAAGGUAUGAUGACCCCAGAGGGCUAUGUACCGACCUCACCGGUUGCCAGUCGGGAUUCGGGCAACGCCAUCAGUUUUGAGGAUAGUGAGAUAUUUGGAAUCAAUCCAUGGAGAUCCUCGGCCAAGAGUUAUUCCAGUAUUAACGUCAGUGAGCUUGGAGACCAGGCUUUUUUCCCGGAAUAUUCCAGCGCUGGUCAACCCGAGAGCACCUCCGCGUAUGAAGGCGUCGAGGGCAUUUAUAAGUUUUUGGCAGAAUGUGAUCAUGCCAGGCGUUAA
This is a messenger RNA of Penicillium paradoxum, 1362 nucleotides long. RefSeq lists its product as uncharacterized. NCBI's taxonomy places the organism in Eukaryota, Fungi, Ascomycota, Eurotiomycetes, Eurotiales, Aspergillaceae. Gene Ontology annotation, molecular function: proteasome binding. Gene Ontology annotation, biological process: proteasome assembly. Bases 1 to 1362 code for a protein of 453 amino acids. The record is from RefSeq and is a predicted model, not a curated record. The transcript has 2 exons.